Molecule: messenger RNA, 4088 nt
Organism: Gigantopelta aegis
Lineage: Eukaryota; Metazoa; Mollusca; Gastropoda; Neomphalida; Peltospiridae
Product: leucine zipper transcription factor-like protein 1
Exons: 10
Coding region: 140-1162 (340 amino acids)
Biological process (GO): negative regulation of protein localization to cilium
Cellular component (GO): cytoplasm
Source: RefSeq, a predicted model, not a curated record
CAGACAACGCUUGCCGUCAAAGCGAAAGUAACGAAAAUAAAGAGUGUAUAUAACAAUAAUAAUUUUGUUUAUUUUGCAGAUCAAGGAAACUGCUAAGACGGACGUGUUCCAGCCGGCGAGCGCCAUCGUGGAGGGUAUCAUGGUUGACGACCUCGAUGCACAGCAGACCUGGGAUGCACUACCUGGACCCAGCAGCCUGGCCCGUAUGGCGAACCGUGUGCGAGCAAAGCUGAGACCAGCAGAGCCACGUGACUUGCUCUUUGAUGCAACGGAGCUGGGUGUGAGUGAGCACCAUCAGACACAGGUGAUAAACUACAUGAGAUUUGCCCGCUACCAGCGAGCUCAGCGAUUGAGGGCAGUCGAUAUGUGCUUUGAUAAUGUUAAAGACAGCAGACUAACUGAUGAAACGUUCACGGUUGACGAGGUGAUAGAUAUUCUGGAUGGUCUCCUGGCUGUGGUGCGCGGGGAGGUGGAGACGGAACUGAUCAACACGGCUCACACAAACAUCCUCAUGAUGCGACAGAUGUUUAUUCAGGCCGAGAAGUGGCACCUGAAACUGCAGGCCGACAUUUCGGAACUCGAAAAUAGGGAUUUGCUGGAGCAGAUUAAGGACUUUGAAGAACGAGAAUUUUCAGGAGCAAAGCGUGAGACUGAAUUUACACCUUCAAAGUUAGCUCCUUUGAAUGAGACUGGUGGCACUGCUUUACUACACAUGAAAAUAGAAGAAUUGCAAGACGAAGCUGCUCGAUUGCAGGAAAGAAUCAAGUUGUGUGAAACACAGAUGACCGAUGAACAGAAACGGAAAGUGAGUCUGGCUGCUGACUUAGCAAAAUCGCAAGCUGAACUGCGGGGAAGAAAGAAUGUUGGUUCCAACGAAGAAGCUGAUGACCUUCGUCACAAGAUGGCCGAGUUGGAGACAGAUCUGAAGAAUUCUCAUUUGAAAAAUAAAAAUACUGCAGAGGGUAUGGAGACGGACCUGGCAGGAGCCAAGCACGAACUGCUCCGGAUUCGCGAAAUGCUCGAGAUGGCAGAGAAAGAAUUGGAGAAGAAAGUGAGCCAGACUGCACCAUUUAAAAACCUCAAACAAAUGUUGAUGAAGAAAAAUGACCAAAUUAAAGAUCUUAGAAAAAGACUGUCAAAGUAUGAGACACUGGAUGACUGAAAUUAAAAAAGGGACAAUUUAAUAUUUUCUCUGGCCCAUUGCUUAUAAAACUUUUAUAGAGUCUUGACUCAAAACUGUAAUAACAUUUUGAGACUUAAUGUCAUAGCAAUGCCAUAUAAAGUGCCGCAUUUGACAUUAUUGUAGAUUUGAGUCUGGAUGGUGACGUUUUAUAAGCAUGGCACUUUGUAUCUUAUUACAAACAAAUGCUCGUACGAAUAUAUCAGUUAACCAUGUGUGACUGAUGCCAUAUGAAAAGUAAAUGUUCACACCACUACAUCAAAACUUAAUGUUUGCACCACUACAUCAAAACUUAAUGUUCGCACCACUACAUCAAAACUGAAUGUUCGCACCACUACAUCAAAACGUAAUGUUCACACCACUACAUCAAAACUUAAUGUUUGCACCACUACAUCAAAACUUAAUGUUCGCACCACUACAUCAAAACUGAAUGUUCGCACCACUACAUCAAAACUUUAAUGUUCGCACCACUACAUCAAAACUUAAUGUUUGCACCACUACAUCAAAACUUAAUGUUCGCACCACUACAUCAAAACUGAAUGUUCGCACCACUACAUCAAAACGUAAUGUUCGCACCACUACAUCAAAACUUAAUCUUCGCCCCACUACAUCAAAACUUAAUGUUUGCACCAGUACAUCAAAACUGCAUGUUCGCACCACUACAUCAAAACUUAAUGUUCGCACCAGUACAUCAAAACUGCAUGUUCGCACCACUACAUCAAAACUUAAUGUUCGCACCACUACAUCAAAACUUAAUGUUCGCACCACUACAUCAAAACUUAAUGUUCGCACCACUACAUCAAAACUUAAUGUUUGCACCAGUAUAUCAAAACUUAAUGUUCGCACCAGUACAUCAAAACUUAAUGAUCACACCAUUACAUCAAAACUUAAUGUUCGCACCACUACAUCAAAACUGAAUGUUCGCACCACUACAUCAAAACUGCAUGUUCGCACCACUACAUCAAAACUUAAUGUUCGCACCACUACAUCAAAACUGAAUGUUCGCACCACUACAUCAAAACUGAAUGUUCGCACCACUACAUCAAAACUGAAUGUUUGCACCAGUACAUCAAAACUGAAUGUUCGCACCAGUACAUCAAAACUUAAUGUUUCUUACAAUGAUAUUUGUACUACAUGUUAUUUAUUUCUAAGCCAAUUGUUUUCUAAAUUGCACACAUUUGUGUAAAUGAUGCCAUAUGAAAACUGAAUGUUCGCACCACUACUUCAAUCAUUGUGUAUCUCACGACUUCCUAGACAAACAUACUCACCAGUAGAGCUCACUUUUAUGAAUUUAGCCAUUAUGUGGAGUAGACUUUUCAUUAUUUUCUAUCACUUACAUAAUAGUACAGAUGCAGUAGACAGCAAUACAAGUACAUGUAUAAUGAUUUGGUUACAGACUUCAGUUUGGUAAGGGGUUAUUAAUAAGUAUAAAAAAAUUCACAAGUGAACAAUAUUCUUUUUUCUAAAAAAAAUAAAAGGUUACCGGGUAUGUGUGAAUUGAGGUUACACUUUUUAAACUGCUGAGGUACUUGUAACAGUGAGUUGCCUCCCUUGUAUGUGUUUACAAUAAUAUAAAUGUGAUUGAAAGGUUUGAUAUUGUAUAGAUAAUGUUAAAAUCAUUAUAGACCCCUGUGAUUGGCAGAUUUAGAGAGGAGUCACAGAGAUUCCGUGACCCCCCCCCCCCCCCCCCCCCUCCCCCAUCUAUUUGAAUUGCCCUUUUUUUAAAUUUAUCAUCCUCCGUAUAUCCAUCCUCAAUAUACAACACUCCGUUGUCCUGUAAUUCAUCUCCGGGUAUCUCUGGGUAUUUUUCUAAAUUUCUAGGGAACCCACCCCCUAAAUCCUACACUGUUUGGGAGCUUGCCUCAUAUACCUUCAACAAACACAAACUGUUGAGAAUUUUGUGACCCCCCCCCCCCCCACACCACCACCACCUCCCACCUUACAGAAUCCUAGAUGUGCUCCUGCCUGUAACUCAUUGCUUUGUUCUGUUGUUUUAUUGAGUGGGUGCAGAUGAAGUAGUCACACAGUUUUCACUACUCAAACAGGAUACUGGAAGAUUUGUUUUGCCAUUCUGUUUCACAGAUCACUAUCUUUGGAAUAAUGUAAAUUAUCAUAGUGUACAAUUUGACCCCUGUUCUUACCGAGUUAUCUUUAUUGUAUUAUAUGACGGGUUAAUUUUGCUGCAUGUUAUGAUUAUUGAAUCAAAUUUAGGUAUUUUAUUACUCAAUCAAAUUUAGUGUUUAUUGUUACUCAGUUAAAGCAGCGUUCUUAUUAUUCGAUUUGUCGCACCGACUUUUCACAUGCGAUUUGUCGUAGUGACUCGAUUUGUUAUAAGAUUCUGUGACGUCAAAUGAAGCUCAUCAGAUUAAAAAUAUUUUGCGGGAAAGGUAAGUGCAUACAAACUUUCACUGAAAUAAAGAAAACAUGAAUGUAGACAAUUUACUGAUGGUAUUAUGUACCAAAACAAUUGUUGACCACAUCUGGACAAUAAUAGGUUUUAUGGACCCAUGAAAUCCAAACAUUUUGACAUGUUUAUAAGCAAACCCCCAAAAACCAGAGGUGACAAAACUGAAUGGUUGAACAUUAAUGUGAUGUGAUUGACUGAAAACUUACAAUUUGUCUUGAGAAAUAGGACAUGUUCUAAUCGGAACGAUUCCAACACGACUUGUCGUAUAAGACUAAAGUUGUUCUGAUUUAGAUGUUCUCACAGUAUGAUUCUAUCGCAUGCGACAAGUCGGUACGACUAAUCGCAUAACGAAAACACCGUUUAACUUCAUAUUAUAUGCUGUGUUACUGGUUAUUUUUCAUCGUUUUAUACAUUUAGUGCAUUACUUGUAUAUCUAGUGCAUCUUGUAUAUUGUUUGUAUAUCCGAUACAUUUUAUACCGAUAAUAAUCUCUAAAAUAUCA